Messenger RNA from Eubalaena glacialis (North Atlantic right whale), 1054 nucleotides. RefSeq names its product sulfotransferase family 4A member 1 (gene SULT4A1). Gene Ontology annotation, biological process: sulfation. The record is from RefSeq and is a predicted model, not a curated record. Gene Ontology annotation, molecular function: sulfotransferase activity. NCBI's taxonomy places the organism in Eukaryota, Metazoa, Chordata, Mammalia, Artiodactyla, Balaenidae. The coding region runs from base 1 to 855 and encodes 284 amino acids. The transcript is spliced from 7 exons. Gene Ontology annotation, cellular component: cytoplasm.
AUGGCGGAGAGCGAGGCCGAGACCCCCAGCACGCCGGGCGAGUUCGAGAGCAAGUACUUCGAGUUCCACGGCGUGCGGCUACCGCCCUUCUGCCGCGGGAAGAUGGAGGAGAUCGCCAACUUCCCGGUGCGGCCCAGCGACGUGUGGAUCGUCACCUACCCCAAGUCCGGCACCAGCUUGCUGCAGGAGGUGGUCUAUUUGGUGAGCCAGGGGGCCGACCCUGACGAGAUUGGCUUGAUGAACAUCGACGAGCAGCUCCCGGUCCUGGAGUACCCGCAGCCGGGCCUGGACAUCAUCAAGGAACUGACGUCCCCCCGCCUCAUCAAGAGCCACCUCCCCUACCGCUUCCUGCCCUCAGACCUCCACAGCGGCGACUCCAAGGUCAUAUACAUGGCCCGGAACCCCAAGGACCUGGUGGUGUCCUAUUACCAGUUCCACCGCUCCCUGCGGACCAUGAGCUACCGAGGCACGUUCCAGGAGUUUUGCCGGAGGUUCAUGAACGACAAGCUGGGCUACGGCUCCUGGUUUGAGCACGUGCAGGAGUUCUGGGAGCACCGUAUGGACUCGAACGUGCUUUUCCUCAAGUACGAAGACAUGCACCGGGACCUGGUGGCGAUGGUGGAGCAGCUGGCCCGGUUCCUGGGGGUGCCGUGUGACAAGGCGCAGCUGGAGUCCCUGACCGAGCACUGCCGCCAGCUGGUGGACCAGUGCUGCGACGCCGAGGCCCUGCCUGUGGGCCGGGGAAGAGUCGGGCUGUGGAAGGACAUCUUCACUGUCUCCAUGAACGAGAAGUUUGAUUUGGUGUAUAAACAGAAGAUGGGAAAGUGUGACGUCAUGUUCGACUUUUACUUAUAAUAACAGCAACAGCAAACUUGCAUGCUCACAGUACCCAGACACUAAUAGCUCAAAGUCCCGUUUGCACUCAUUUGUUACUUGCUGGACAAACUCUGGAAGCGGUGUAAGACACGGUGCAGAAAUGGAGGAAGUGGGGUUAUUUCCGAUCCAGAGCAGCUGUCUCACCUUUGGAAUUUGAAGUCUACAUGUCUGAUUACAA